CAUUUUCUUUAUCUUUUCAUCAUCCAAACAGACAAACCAAUAACCAUCAUGAUUUCUCAAGUCUCUCUACGUUCUUCUACUCGUUCUGUGGCGGUUCCUAAUGUGUUGAGACAAUGCGGUUUACAUAUGGCAAAAACGGCUCGUUCUGAAGGUGCAACAACAGGAGCUAAAACUGGCUUUAGUGAAAAGGAAAAGGCUGAAGAAAGUCGUUGGGCUCGCUCUCAUGAUAGUGAUUUGCUAAAACAAUUAAGAGAUAAAUUAGCACAACAAGAAAAGGAUACAAACGAAUUGAGAGCCAAGUUGAAUGAAUUCGAAAAGAGAAGCAACAACAGCCAGAAGCCCUAAACGUGUACAAAACCUAAUUCCAUGAUACCAUCUUUACUCAUACUAUACUCAAUAUCAAACGAAUAAUAAAGUUGAAUAAAGGUUGACCAUUUUUGAUAAUAGAAUAUAUCCGCUCAUUUUUUCAUUGUGCUUGCAAAAUAAAAUAAGGGGAUGUCAGG
This is a messenger RNA of Mycotypha africana, 503 nucleotides long. RefSeq lists its product as uncharacterized. Gene Ontology annotation, molecular function: ATPase inhibitor activity. NCBI's taxonomy places the organism in Eukaryota, Fungi, Mucoromycota, Mucoromycetes, Mucorales, Mycotyphaceae. Bases 49 to 345 code for a protein of 98 amino acids. Gene Ontology annotation, cellular component: mitochondrion. The transcript has a single exon. The record is from RefSeq and is a predicted model, not a curated record. Gene Ontology annotation, biological process: negative regulation of ATP-dependent activity.